UGAGUCAUUUGGAGAGACCGGCCGAGGCCUGGGCUGUGUGGCGUUAGCGACCGACGGGCUUUUGUAAUGCCUUCGGGUUUAUCCCACGAUCUUUAAGCCCUUCAGGCUUGAGGAAAUCAUUCGUGCCGAAACAAGAAUGCGGACAGAACAGACCGGACCUGUUUUGUUGUCUUGUAGCAGGUACCGUAAAUGACAUGGCAUUUUAUCUCUACUGGCAGUCGGUGUGUUUUAAAGGCAGCAGGUGGUUGAGGACUACAUCAUUUUUAAAAGAAGAUUCAGAUUUGAAGAGGAAAUACAGAUUUUUAAAAAUUUGUUUCUUGGCAGAAAAGAACUGGACAAAAGGAAACUGUUAAUUAACAACAACACAAUGAAGUAGCCUUUGAACCACACUUUCAGUCCUGAGCAGGAUAUAUUAGUGUCCCAUUCAGUUUCUUUUUAAGCCAGAGACACUUUUCAUUGUGUGAGGCACAGGUGAAGACAUCUCCAGCCUCCCUCCGACAGAUCCCUGACCUCUGCAGCCAUGGGUGAAUGGGGGUUCCUCAGGAGCGUCUUCGACAACCUCCAGGCUCACUCUCCGAUGCUCGGACGCUUCUGGCUCUUCCUCAUGCUCAUGUUUCGGAUCCUAAUCCUGGGGACUGUGGCCAGCGACCUGUUUGAGGACGAACAAUUGGAAUUUACUUGCAACACCCUCCAGCCGGGCUGCAAGCAGGUGUGCUACGACAAGGCGUUCCCCAUCUCCCAGUACAGGUUUUGGGUGUUUCACAUAGUUCUGAUUGCUACGCCGUCCAUAGUCUUCCUCUUGUACGCCACACAUCAAAAUAAAAAAAAAGCCUUGCGGCCCAAGUCGAGGCGCAGCAGCAUUCAGAACUACCAAGACGACCGCCGUUUGAGGAGGCUGUACAUCAUCAACGUCAUCUUUCGAAUCAUAGCGGAGGUGGCCUUCUUGGUGGCCCAGUGCAAGCUGUACAGCUUCAAGGUGCCAGCCCAGUACCCCUGCGAUCGCUUUCCCUGCCCCUACACCGUGGACUGCUUCACCUCCCGCCCUAUGGAGAAAACGAUCUUCCUCUACUUCUACUUUGGCGUGGGGGUCCUAUCUGCCUUUUCUAGCAUUGUAGAGCUGUUCUACAGCUCCAUAAAGUGGUUCUGCUGCAACCAGGAAGACUUUGAUCUGGAAGACAGAGCCUGCAAGAAUCUCCAGAACUUCAGGCAAGAUGAGUCGGGCAAGAAGACGAUGUCAGACAGUGCAUCCGGCAGCGUGCAGCUAAAGAAAGGAUCAGUGAAGAGCAGCAAGACGAUCUCCACUAAAGGCAAGAGAGGCAAAUAUGUGAGCACCAGGACGUGCACGGUUUGACACGUCAACAUUUCCUGCUCAAAAAAUGUUGGGUUUUUUUUAUCUAACGGUGUACGUCAUUUCAUCUUAAAAUGCCAUGUAUGUAUGUGUGACAGAGUUUCCCUGAUUGGAGACAUAAUAAGGACGCCUUAGGAACGAGGUCAGGAAAUGAGUGUAAAGACGAGGCCUGGUUGACCUGCAGGGAUCGUGAAUCACGCCCAACUCUAAACACUUGAGAGAGAAAAAUCUGACAGCAAGGCCCUUGUUAGACCUGUUUAACGCUUCCUUGGUUGCUGCAGAGCUCACUCUGACACUCUCAUUGUAGUGAAAAAAAUCCACCCUCAAGUGUGCUUUUAUGAAGUGUUUCUCUCCAUCACUGAAAGUGUCUGAAAUGAAACGUUUUCCAAAAUAGAAAGAAAAAUUUGACAUCAGAAAAAAUACACUUCUGUUGUUUUGUUGUUGAAUGAGUUAGCUGCUUAGCUUAGGCUUUGCUAAAUUUGAGCCAACUCAAAAGCAAUACUACAUUUGAAUUUUUGUGAAAGUAUUCUACCUGCUGACAAGUUAGGUUUUUAUUUUACAUUUGUAAGUGUAUUGGUCAUAUGUCAGGCAGAAUUUUUCAGUUUGCUACUUAGAAAUAAAAGUUUAAAAUGUAGUUUACGUCUGCUACUAGCAUAAAUUUGUUUAUUGUGGAUGGAAUUUGAAAAAAGGGCCAUUUUGUUUCUUUUGAAUUUUAUAAAACAGUAUUAUUGUCUGCAUUAUACUUUAAAUCUAUAGUAAACAUAAAUGUGACUUGUUUUGGAAAUAAGGCACCGAUUUUAGACUGAAGUAAAUACCAUAUGUGAGCAAUACAUAUUACCCAAUACUUUAGCUGAUUUCUUUUUCCAACUGGUUCAAACACAUUUUUAUAUCAGUGGUGGGUCAUCAGGGCCUGCAUGCAGUAUCAAAAUGCCUACCAUUCACAACCUAACUUAUUUUUUGUUCAAUUAAAUUGUAUUAAUUUA
Messenger RNA from Xiphophorus couchianus (Monterrey platyfish), 2331 nucleotides. RefSeq names its product gap junction delta-3 protein. Gene Ontology annotation, biological process: cell-cell signaling. The transcript is spliced from 2 exons. Gene Ontology annotation, cellular component: connexin complex. Gene Ontology annotation, molecular function: gap junction channel activity involved in AV node cell-bundle of His cell electrical coupling. The record is from RefSeq and is a predicted model, not a curated record. NCBI's taxonomy places the organism in Eukaryota, Metazoa, Chordata, Actinopteri, Cyprinodontiformes, Poeciliidae. The coding region runs from base 521 to 1351 and encodes 276 amino acids.